CCUUGGGGUAGGUACGACCUUAUGGUAUAUGCACUUUCUUGUCUCAUCGAUGCAAGUGUAUAUAAUGUAAGGUAGGCGCCUACCUCAUAACCUUUAGGUAAUAUCCUCAAUGAUAUCAAAUACCUAUACGCAUACAUACCUCACCUAUACACAUACACACAUCAAUGUAUAGAACUACUAACUAGCAACAUACAUAACAAAUCCGUAAAAGCAAUAGUCUAAGAUAUGAGCAAGUAGGAUAGAAGAAGCCAAGACUACCUAAUAAGUAGCUCUACUUAGACAGGUACCUUAGGUAGACUACCUAUAUGUACAUGUACAUAGCUACAGCUUCGAAGCUACAAGACAUCUCAUCCCGCCUCUCCUCGACUUCGCGACAAGGCGAAUAACCGCAUCAUAUUCCUAGGAACAUACUCUGCUGCGGUCAACAGCUCUAAUAUAAUACCGCUUCACUAUGGAUCCUAAUACAUUCUAUUUUAGGGGACGUAAAAAUUCUAAGGAAACGAGCAUCUCACCGCCACCCCCUCAACGAACCGGUUCCUCUUCGAGCUUACACAAAUCUGGUCAUGUCGUAGGCCACAGCCAUCGUUCAAGUCUCGCAGAGAAUCUGAGGGGCUUGCCGCCUUCCCCGCGAAAUCAGCGACACCCAUCUUUCACCCAGGCCGCUCUUCAGGAAUUACUCAACCACCCGCCAGCUCCGAAGCAGCAGAAUCCUCGCUUCGCCGGGAGGGAUUGGCGCGAUGUUGCAAUCGGGGAGCUCGUGUCGAAAGAUGACAUUUCCUGGGUAGAAUUGGAUACCAGCGUGCAGGAUGCCACAAUGGCGCUCCUCAAGAAUACCUCGAGCAACGUCGUUAUCAUACGAGAGAAUGCUACCAGCACCAUUCCCAUCUCCACAUUCGAUUACAACGACUUAAACGCUUACAUCCUAGUCGUGGUCGGAUUAGCGCAUCCAAGCGAUGACUUGGUAGAAUUGUACGAUUCCAUAGCAAGAAGGGCACAGGCUAGAGAUAGCAUACCGCUCCGCGAUAUCCAGCCGAUUUGUCGGAAAGAGUCUCUUAUCACUCUGCAGGGAGAUGAAGACCUGGCUAAGGCGAUCGAGGUCUUUGGCAGCGGUGUACACCGUGUGCUCGUUCGCAAUCACAAUGCUGAAGUGAUUGGUAUCCUAAGUCAGUUGAAGCUUUUAGAAUUCUUCUGGCACGAGGGUAUUAACUUCCGCGUCAUCGAUGAUUUGUACCCUAAGCUCUUGCGCGAGGUUGGCAUUGGCUCCCAGCAAAUACUAGCUGUCAACGCAGAUAGUCCAUUGACAGAGGCGCUCAAUCUUAUGAACGAGGAAGGCCUGUCAAGCGUAGCCGUCGUUGACAACGCCUUGAACGUCGUCGGCAAUAUUUCCACGGCCGACGUCAAACUCCUUACCAACGCAACUAGCCUCCCAUUACUACAGAAUUCAUGCAUGCAUUUUAUAUCGGUCAUAUUGACCGAGGAAGGUGUCGAGAAAGGGAAGGAUUCAUUCCCUGUCUUCUACGUUAACCCUUAUUCGACACUUGCACACACGGUGGCUAAGCUAGUCGCUACCCGUUCACAUAGGAUGUGGAUCGUAGAGUCUGCGUCUCCGUCUCCUUCCGCACCAGGAACCCCUUCGCUAGGCCCCACCGUCUUCGUCCCGACUCCAUCUUCUUCGCAGACCUCUCUUACCGGUAGCCAUUUCCCUUCGGCUCCUCCAGCUUCUACCCUGCAGAGGUCUCACCUGUCUGGCCGCCUGACUGGUGUCGUUACCUUGACGGACGUUCUCAACCUCUUUGCAAGAUCCACCGGGUUAAAUCCCUCGGAUCCGAGCGAGCAGCGCGCAAGGAGGCGAAGGAGUUCGAGCAGUUCUGUGCGCCCGUCUAUCGAGUCUGCUCGUGCCAGUCUUGAUAUUCGACGCUAGGGGGGUACGAAGUUAUGACAUUGCGCAUAUGGGAUUCAAGAGUUCAGAGGGGCUCGGUUUUACUACAAUAGCAGCGUCACUAUGCUGCAUAGUUUCUAUUACCAUCUCGCAACGAUGCUCAGGACUGGGUUUCUUAUCCAUCUUCAUAUCAGCAGUAGAGAGGGAGGGGGGAUCGGUUAGUGGUGCCUCGAUCGUGCACAACAUUUUGGGUUCAUAGCGCAAUGAAUGAUGCUUACGAGACAUUUAUUAUUUGGGGGUCGGUAGAGUAGACUUGCUCCCGGCUUCUCUCUUUACGAAAUCAUGGUCGGAGUUCCUUGGAUAUAUGCAAGUAUUCUUAGCUUUCCCGUUAUUACUUACUACACGACAAUAAUUCUUAGUUAGGGACAAGGCUUCGGCUCCGAACGAAUAAAUAUUUAAGGGGCAAUUUUCUGCUGUUACCAUAUUGUUCUUGGUAAAUACUAAUAGCAACUAAUAUAUGUGUAAAGACUUGCCAAUGCCGGGUAUUGACCUCGUAGAUAGGGUAAGGGAU
Molecule: messenger RNA, 2450 nt
Organism: Daldinia vernicosa
Lineage: Eukaryota; Fungi; Ascomycota; Sordariomycetes; Xylariales; Hypoxylaceae
Exons: 3
Coding region: 452-1921 (489 amino acids)
Biological process (GO): cellular response to glucose starvation; regulation of mitotic metaphase/anaphase transition
Molecular function (GO): protein serine/threonine phosphatase inhibitor activity
Source: RefSeq, a predicted model, not a curated record